Molecule: messenger RNA, 2803 nt
Organism: Linum trigynum
Lineage: Eukaryota; Viridiplantae; Streptophyta; Magnoliopsida; Malpighiales; Linaceae
Source: the annotation of a GenBank genome assembly
AUGAAUGUAGAUUAGCGAACUUGUUUUAAAAUGCCUAAUCUAUUUGGUAUUAAAAAUUUAGAAGUUUUCUCACAUAUUAUUGUCAAACUUACUUGAACAAAUUGAAUCAAUCCAACAUUACAGUUCAAAUCACUUGUGAAACCGGCUUAAUGACUUAAUUGAUAAUUCGGUUUAACAACGUUGCCAUCAGCACAUCCUGUAGAAACAAAUCUUCAAAUCAUCUCUUUUGAACAUUUUGUACGGAUAUUGGGCGGGAAAAUAAAACAAAAAGGCACUAAAGCAAGCAAGCAGCCGCUCCUACAGUCCUUCCUUCUCCUUCCUACUCUAGUUUGCCCAGUGAGAAUUCAGAACCGCCCUGGGAAAUGAGAGGUCCUCGCCGCGGGCAGAAGGAUUCGUUCAUCCCACCGCCGGCACAAGACCACCACCACCGCCAGUUCCCCUACCGUGACUCCGACGCCAGCUUCGCCAGCAGCCGUCCGUCGUCCGUCGGCGUAGGCCGCCCGUCCGUCGCUCUGGUCGAUACCUACAAAGACCGAUCCCGCCAGGCGGAGACCCUUCGCGCUAUAAACCACUAUCUCUCCUCCAAAUCCUCGCCCUCGCUUCCGAUCAACCAAACCCCCUCCAGCAAACAGAUCAAGGAAACCCUAACAUUCCUUCUCACGAAUCUCGAUUGCCCAGUCAAGAAGCUGGAAGACGAUCUCUUGAGCAUUCUCAAAGUCCUCGGAUGCCCAAUCAAGAUCAACGGGUCGACGCUCCGUGCCCCCAACACUCCUCACAAUUUCCCUUCCUUCCUCGCCCUAAUGCACUGGCUGGUUGACAUUGCCACUUGUAGCGAGCAGCUCGCCAAGAAGUCAGGUCGGUCUCUUGAAAGUGACAUGUUUACUUACGCGUUAGACAGUUACUUGAACUACAUGACCGGCGAAGACAAUGAGGUGGAGGCGUUGGAUGCGAAAUUCACAGCCAGGUUGGAGGUGGAGAAGAACGGGUUCAAGGAAGGGAUUGCGUAUUUGGAGAAUGAGUGUAAUGAAUUAGCUGCCGUGGCGGAGAGGUUGAAGACUGAGCCCACGAGAAGGGAGAAAUUGGAGACUGAGAAGAAUGUCCUGGAACAGGAUGUGGGAAAGUACCAUGUCAUGAUGGGGGAGCUCAAGCAGAGAAUCGAGAGCACGGAGAAGGUAUUGGAGGACAAGCGGGCUGCCAUACUGGCUAAAGUUGAGGAGAUAGAAAGGUUCAAUGCUGAGAAUGAGGAGUUGAAGAAACAGGUGGAGAGCCAGAGCUUCAAUAUCAGGGAUGCUGAACGGAUGAGGAGGGAUCUGCAGGCGCUGGAGAGAGAUAUUGCGGAAGCGGAAACUGAUAGAAACGCGUGGGAGGAGAAGAUAUGGGACCUUGAAGCAACGAUUGGGCAAAAGUUAAAGGAGCUUGAGGUGAUGGCCAUGAAUUGUAACCAGGAGGCUAGGAGAUUGAAGCUUGAGAACAUUUUUCAGCAUGGCUUGAAUGCCAACGGUUCCACACCUGCUGAAGUAAUGGGGAUCGACUGCAAGUCUACGCUUAAACCUAGACUAAAUUCCCUUGCUGAUGGUCUAAAGAAUAGCUUUGUGUUAAAGCUGGAGGAGAAGAUGUCGCUUCAGCAACAAUCAUCAGAAUUGGCAACUAAGAUUGACAUCAAAAGAAAUGAUCUUUCCCAGUUCCAGUCUCAGAUUGAUGAAAUGGAAGCUCAGGUGAAUCGUACCAAGACAGAAAUAGAGGAUUACCUGAGCAAAUGUGCAUUGGAAGCAAAAAGCAUGGUGGAAACCAUCACAAACGAGGCCCAUACCUUGGUGUUAUUGGAAAAAGAAGCAGCAGCUAUUCUGCAGGAUAAGAAGGUGAAGUUAGGAGAAACGAUCAAACAAAGUGAAGAACAGGUGCAAGUGAAAGCUCGCCAACUGUUCACCCUGGUGGAUUCAAUCUCAAACUCCAAGGAGCACACUGACUCCUCUAUCUCUCGCAUGAAGAACAAGCUUGCAGAAACACAGGCUGCUGUCUCAGAUGCUAGCAGUAACGUUUUACUCCUCCAACUGGGUACCAAUUCUGCAGCAUGAGGUAUGAUAUGCCCGCUAAGAUGGGUCUAUAAUGAAGAUCACUAAGGGCAGAAUCUUCGUGCCUUUCGCCAUAUUUAUUCUCCGUUCCAAGAUCCUCGUAGUCGUAAGAUGAAAUGUUAAUAGACUGUGAUGAAAGCCUUUCGAGCGUUGAGUGUUCAUAGCUAAAGCUAUGGGUCUGAAGUUCAGCGCGUAAUUUGAUCAAUUUAUCCAUGUUAUGUUUGAAUGAUUGAUUUAUCCGUAGUAAGUGUCAAGAACCAGUUGAUCCCAAUAACUCGAGUUGUUGGGAGAGGUUCAAUCGUGGAUCAUAUACCACAACACUAACACGCCCCCUCAAACGAAAGCCACUCACAAGGGCUUGAAGUUUACACAGGUCUGAAGACAAGAAUACCAUGUGCUUAACAAAUGGGGGUCACCGGGAAUCGAACACAAGACCUCUCGGUCACAGAAGGUUCUGAUACCAUGUCAAGAACCAGUUGAUCCCAAUAACAGUAAGCUCAUAAUCAGUAGAACUUAAAUUCAAAUUUAAAUAAGAUAGUUCUGCAGUCUCUUGAUGGAACUUGUGGAGCUUGCUGAUAGUAUCAACCGUACUAUUUAACUUGCCUUCAUUUUUCACUCAUAUGGCUGUGAACAAUCCCCUGUGGAAAGGAUUAUGGUAUCCACGUCCAAACAACCACCUAACUUCGUUGUGGAUCAAAUCGAUUAACCAUGAAUAUACUUAAUCUGAGUCA